Phodopus roborovskii (desert hamster) is the source of this 2396-nucleotide messenger RNA. RefSeq names its product Fas cell surface death receptor (gene Fas). Bases 53 to 1009 code for a protein of 318 amino acids. NCBI's taxonomy places the organism in Eukaryota, Metazoa, Chordata, Mammalia, Rodentia, Cricetidae. The record is from RefSeq and is a predicted model, not a curated record. Gene Ontology annotation, cellular component: external side of plasma membrane; CD95 death-inducing signaling complex; membrane raft. Gene Ontology annotation, molecular function: protein binding; tumor necrosis factor receptor activity. The transcript is spliced from 9 exons. Gene Ontology annotation, biological process: immune response; regulation of stress-activated MAPK cascade; necroptotic signaling pathway.
UCACCCUGCUGAGAGGUGGGUAUUCGGGCUGGCUUUCUCUUGCUGCUCAGACAUGCUGUGGAUUUGGGCUGUCCUGCCUCUGGUGCUUGCAGGAUCACAGUUAAGUGUUCAUACCCAAGAGGUGGAUAGCCUCUCUGAGGCGACCGAGUUGAGGAGGAAUGUUCGUGAGACAGAGACUAGCUGCCCAGAAGGAUUAUAUCAUGGGGGAGAUUUUUGCUGUCAACCGUGCCAGCCUGGUGAACAAAAACAUUCAGACUGUACAAGCAGUGGUGGUAAACCAAGCUGCCGUCCCUGCACGGAAGGGAAGGAAUACAUGGACAAGGAACAUUAUUCUGACAAAUGCAGAAGGUGUGCACUGUGUGAUGAAGGACAUGGGUUAGAAGUGGAAACAAUCUGUACCCGGACCCAGAAUACCAAGUGCAAGUGUAAACCCAACUUCUAUUGCAACUUUUCUGCCUGCGAACACUGUGAGCCUUGCGCCUCGUGUGAACAUGGAGUCCUCGAGGGGUGCACACUAACCAGCAAUACCAAAUGCAAGCAAAAAAGUUCCAGAAUGUAUCACCUCCUAUGGUUGUUCAUCCCCAUUUUGAUAAUACUUGUGAUUUUCUAUAGAAAAUAUCAGAAAAGACACCAUGAUGACCCUGAAUCUGGGAUCUUAAAUCCUGAAAUCAAGCCAAUGAUUUUCCCAGACAUUGACUUGACUGAACACAUUCUGAAUAUUGCUGAACAGAUGUCACUAGAGCAAGUUAAAAAAUUUGCUCGGGAGAACAAGAUCUCUGAAACGAAGCUAGAUGAGAUCAAGAAUGACAAUUUACAAAGCACAGCUGAGCAGAAAAUUCAGAUACUUCAGUGGUGGUAUCAAUCUCAUGGGAAGAAGGGUGCAUAUCACACCUUAAUUAAAGGCCUCCAAAAAAUCAACUGCUGUACUCUUGCAGACGAAAUUCGGAAAGACAUUGAAAAAUCAACUUCAGACAACAGAAAUGAAAAUGAAACACAAAGACUCGACUAAAAACUACCUCAAUCCCAGCCAUCAAGAAGUGGGGGGGGUAACCUUUAAAACCAAUACUGUGACUGGUGCCUGAGUCAGGAACAUUGCCAUGAGUUCUAAGCCAGACUGCACAACAUUGUGAGCUCUGGACUAGCCUGGGUCAUAGAGUAAGACCUUGUCUCAAAAAUAACAAAACAAGAAAAAAAAAAAAUACAAGGCAAGGAAGAACAUUUUAGUAAUGGAAGUCUAUAAAUAUUUGGCUUUUUAUUGAGUGUCUUUUCUAUUUCCUUAGGUUUAUAGGGACGAUAUAUUUAUAAAACUUGAAGAUUCCAUGAUUCUGUUUUGAGUGUUGUUGACAUAUAUGUGAACUAUGGGCAGGUGCAAGAGUAACUGCAGUAGUGAUUUGUGUACCCAGAUAGAAGUCUACACAGAAGCAUAUAAACUUAAUAUCAUGCUCUAGCCAAGGGUGUAGUUAGUAUUUGCUAGGCCACCCCAUUCCACGGUCACAGAAGCAUGACUUUGGCUAUAAAGUCUCACACGCACUGUAGAGGCUAUUUGUCCUAACAGCAACUCUAAGAUAAGCCACAUAUAGACAAAGACUUGGAUAGCCAUCCUCAGAACAUAUUUAAAUGAAGAAUUAAAUAAGGUCUGUCUUUUUUGUGCAGACCAUUGGUGUUUUGUGAUGCAAUAUUUCUGAUUUAAAUUUGUGUGGAAAAUGUAGAAUAAAUCCGAAUGCUUGAAUAGGUUCAAAAUACUUUGAUUGUUUCUCAGGUGUCAAAAGUGUUUUUGAAUAGGAGUGUAUCAUUCCAGCCACACUACCUCUCAGUUUUCUUCUUGUUGUGCAAUCUGAUACAGCCUUAUACACUCCUAAACCUGGAAACAUUCCUAAAGAAAUAAUGGUAACCCCCAAAGCAGGACUGCCUUGGUAAUUCUAACCUAUUUCAGAAAGAGGACUGCAUUGCUUCUCUGGGUGGUAGCUGUAGGGCGUGUUAUGGACUCAUGCCUACCACCAAUAGUGGUAAUGAAAGCCCAUUGUGUUGCCAUUUGGCAACUCCUAGUCUUCCCCUACAAAUACAGCUGAUGCCUAGCAAAGGUAAAAUGGCCAGAAGGUUCCAGGAAUUGCUUUUCUUCUUCUCUUCCAGUUCUGAAACCAACCAUUUCCUCCACCUACCGCUAUGUUGUUGUUUUUACAUUUAAACCUCUAUGAAAGUUGUAUUAAAUGUGAACUGGAAUCUGCAGUGUUUGUGUUUAUAUUUAUGUACUGUGAACUGAGAAGUUUUAGAAGUGGAAACAAAGAGUUGCAGUUACCUACAGAUCUCCCACUGAUGGGGGAUGCUUUCCCUCUAUGUGUGGAAAUGUAUAAUAGAGGAAAUAAUUUUUUAAUUAAAGCACCAUUUUGGCACUUCUA